Molecule: messenger RNA, 591 nt
Organism: Erpetoichthys calabaricus (reedfish)
Lineage: Eukaryota; Metazoa; Chordata; Cladistia; Polypteriformes; Polypteridae
Product: ornithine decarboxylase antizyme 1-like
Exons: 5
Coding region: 1-591 (196 amino acids)
Biological process (GO): positive regulation of protein catabolic process
Cellular component (GO): cytoplasm; nucleus
Molecular function (GO): ornithine decarboxylase inhibitor activity
Source: RefSeq, a predicted model, not a curated record
AUGGCCCGUCUUCCCAUCCCGUCUUCUCUCCUGCUCUUGCGAACGAUGCUCACCCUUCCAGGGUCUCCUUCAAUUGCAGUAGUAACCUGGGUCCCGGGCCUCUGUGGUGCUCCUGAUGUCCCUCACCCACCCCUGAAGAUCCCAGGUGGGCGAGGGAAUAGUCAACGGGAUCACAAUCUUUCAGCUAACUUAUUUUAUUCGGAUAAUCGACUGGUGAUAACAGAAGAUUUAGCUUCCACCAGCAAGACUAAAAUCCUUCACAUUCAGUCCAGGCUCACUGACUCCAAGCAGGUCAGUUGGAGGGCAAUGCUCAGCAAUGCAAACAUGUACGUGGAGAUAGUCCCUGGUGCCCUCCCUGAAGGAAGCAAGGAUAGUUUUGCCCUUCUGCUUGAGUUUGCUGAGGAACAUUUACAAGUGAACAAUGUGUUCAUCUGUUUUCACAAGAAUCGGGAUGACAGAGCGGCACUUCUUCGAACAUUCAGUUUUCUGGGCUUUGAGAUUGUGAGACCGGGUCAUCCCCUUGUCCCGAAAAGACCAGAUGCUUUCUUCAUGGCUUACGCGAUUGAGAGAGAUUCCUUGGAUGAAGAAUAA